CCGGCCCGAAACGGGCGCAGAUCAGCACAGCUGGAGGGACAAACCGGUCGAUCGCUUUCUUCAUACUGGGAUUUACCUUUUUACUGAUGACUGAGAAUAAGUGCGAUUUUACACACAAGAUGAGGGGGAUCGUGUCCUUUUUCACAGCUUUCAUCAAAGAAAGGAAAAUGGGACUGAACGAUUUAAUUCUGAGGCUGGCAUCCACCCCCCCUAUCAGUCAGAACUCAGACGUUCAUGUGUUCCUGAAGGUUGAUGAGAACCAGAAUGCGGAGACGGAGGAAGAUCUUCCUCCUCUCGGCUCCACUUUCCAGAGGAAUUCUCUCAGGGAGGAAACACAGAUCAAGCCGUCUGACUUCGACUAUCUGAAAAUCAUCGGGAAAGGGAGCUUCGGAAAGGUUCUGCUAGCUAGACAUAAGGAAAGUGCCAAGUACUACGCAGUGAAGGUCCUUCAGAAGAAGAUCGUCUUGAAAAAGAAAGAGCAAAGACACAUCAUGGCGGAACGGAGCGUGUUGCUGAAGAACGUUCAGCACCCAUUCCUGGUGGGCCUGCACUAUUCCUUCCAGACUGCCGACAAGCUCUACUUCGUGCUAGAUUAUGUUAACGGGGGGGAGCUCUUCUACCACCUCCAGCGCGAGCGGGUCUUCCUGGAACCGCGCGCACGCUUCUACGUGGCCGAGAUGGCCAGCGCCCUGGGCUACCUGCACUCGCUGCACAUCGUCUACAGGGACCUGAAGCCGGAGAACAUCCUGCUGGACUCCGAGGGCCACAUCGUGUUGACCGACUUCGGCCUAUGCAAGGAGGGUUUGCCUCCCAACGGGACGACCACCACCUUCUGCGGGACCCCGGAGUAUCUAGCCCCAGAGGUGCUUCAGAAGCAGGCCUAUGACCACACUGUGGACUGGUGGUGUCUGGGCUGUGUCCUCUACGAGAUGCUCUACGGCUUGCCCCCUUUCUACAGUCGCAACAUGGCGGAGAUGUACAACAACAUCCUACACAAGAGCCUAGUGCUGAAACCUAACGUGUCGAAUGCCGGCAGGGAGUUGCUGGAGGGGCUGCUGCAGAAGGAGCGUACGCAGAGGCUGGGGGCCCGCCAGGACUUUAUGGAGCUCAAAGCUCAUCCGUUCUUCUCGCCUAUUAACUGGAACGACCUGUUGGCCAAAAAGGUCAAGCCGCCCUUUGUUCCUGCUGUGAAUGGGCCCACUGACCUGCGACACUUUGACCCUGAGUUCACCCAUUUGCCGGUGCCAGGCUCCCUGGGCAGCACCGAAUGCUUUCUGGCGACCUCUAGUGGCCAGGAGGCCGCCGGCGCAUUCCCCGGCUUCUCCUACGAGCCUCCAUUACAGGAUGUCUUCCCUUGAAGGGAGUGCUUUCCGGUCCUUCUCUUCAUCCACCUCCAUCUUCACUCCCCCACCCCACCCCCCCAUCCAGCCAACGGAGGGAUCGAUGGGGGGUCGAACACGCUGCAGGGAUGGCCGUACUGGAGAGGGUGGGGGUGGUAGGAGUCUGGUGAUGUCAGAGUGUUGGAGCCUCCACCCGCAGAACAGGUCUGUGUGCCCUGAGAGAGCGGGGGCUUUUAAGUGUAAGCGCUCCAUCAUCGGCUGCAUGCCUUUGCCCGGCAGUUUCAUGGAAACUAAGAACCCGGAUGUUUCUGCUAAUGGCAAGGUGUCUAUGUGCCACGGGGACAACACAGCUGUUCGUGAAGGAAGCAAGGGGCAGGAACUGCAGUGAAACUGCUCACAAAUGUUUAAUGAGGACUGGCGAACCUCCCGAGCAGGUGCUUGGAUGUGUUCUCCUUCCUGUAUCUUCCAUGUUGGAGUCUGCGUGUGUCCACGGAGUCUGUCUUCUCUCCAGAUCUUCCAUGCCGGAGAUUGGAUGCGUUCUCUCCAUAUCUUCCAUGCGGAAGGUUUUAUGGAUACUGCCUUUAUUUUAUAAUACUGCAUAGAACGUUUGGUGAAGGACCUGUCGAAUUUUAACCAUAUGCAUUCAGGUCUCAUAAUGAUAACUGUAAUUAUAAGCAAUAGUGUUUUUUUUUUUUUUUUUUGUCGACACAUAAAGGCAGGAGAGACAGAUUGGGACCAGGAGGAUAAAUUGAUGGACGUGAAUUGGAUGUUCUCCACUGCUUUGCGAAUCAGCAGGCCUCAGCCAACGCGUGUUAUUACUUAUCAUGUAGGUUUAAAUUCGCCGUAGUCUACGAGGGCAGACUCUCUCGCGUCUGUCUGCCCUGUUUACAUGCUCCUUACAUUUUGGGCAUACAUUGCAGUGGAGAGCAGCCCUCUAUUAUCCUGGAACAAUUUCCUGUUAUGCAUGAACCUUUCUGGUCAGUCACCAUUGCACUUUUUGGUAUAAAAUGCAAGGAGGCACAGGCUGCUGCAUAAAGCCAAAAUAUGAACUAAUAAGUCCACGCCCAUUAUGCGUGGGAUUGGUCAUUUUAUCCCUUAAGCCCCGCCCCCUUGUCUAAUACCUCCCAUGGUCCUGCUACUGUGUACAGAGGUGCUUUCGCUGGAGAUCCAGCUCAAUGUACUGUUUUCUUGCUUCUGUUUUCUUUUUACUAAUGUUUCUCUUCCCCAGCAAUAUGGUCAUGUGACUGACUGCAGAUACCAAUCACUGUCAGGCACUGCAUUACACCAACACAAGAAUAGCAUACUCGAAUAAAAUUCUAUAUUUUUGUUACUAAUUUGAUUACUCUAGUGAAAGUGGUGGGCGAGGGCAAAUGUGUAUCAAACCCUUUAAUAGCUUUUGUGCAUUAAAACUAUAUUCUAUUUAUAAGUACUUUAUUGCCACGGCUAGUUUGCAAUGUGAACCAUUUCACCUGUAAAUAUGAUAGAAUACUGUAUGAUUGACCUGGGUAUGCCUUUUCUCUGUGCAGCAUGCUUGUAUGGUAUGGUCAGACCAUGUGACUGUAAGUGGGCCUCUUGAUUGGGUGGUGUUUUAUUCUCACAUUAACCAGGCCGAUAGGGUCAAAUCUUCUUGGCCUGUGAUACUGCUGCAGCCGCUGCCUUAGACCAAUUCCAGGGCAGCAUGAGUUGCGGGUUUUUUUAGGAAAGUUCGGUUCGCUGUUGUUACAGUCUUGGGUCUGCCAGGGCAAAUUCUGCAGUUGAAACAGAAGGAGGGCAGUGCUAGAGGGUCUAAUCUCCUCAGCAUCGCUCCCUCUGGACCAAUGGAAGCCCAGGCAAUACAGGGGGAGGAGUCAGUUUCUUCCAUAUUUGGAAGUUAUAACCUUAAGUCAUCUUAUGUCUUCUUGAAUAUUUAUUAUAUAUAUUAUAUAUGUUGCACAACAUAUACGGUACACAGAUUCAUAUGGUACUUUUACAAAGCUGAAACAGCUGCUGCAAGUCAUAAUAAAAAUUUAAUUGAGCUCUGUAAUGAAAUGAAAAUAAAUAUAAAGAACUUC
Messenger RNA from Brienomyrus brachyistius, 3391 nucleotides. It is a transcript of the gene sgk2b, whose product is annotated as serum/glucocorticoid regulated kinase 2b. Gene Ontology annotation, biological process: protein phosphorylation. Gene Ontology annotation, molecular function: ATP binding; protein serine/threonine kinase activity. The record is from RefSeq and is a predicted model, not a curated record. The transcript has 11 exons. Bases 87 to 1358 code for a protein of 423 amino acids. NCBI's taxonomy places the organism in Eukaryota, Metazoa, Chordata, Actinopteri, Osteoglossiformes, Mormyridae.